UGGUAGUCUGCCAUCAGUCUUUCUCAAGUCACGUAACCGUCGCUUCGACGUGUCGUUCGAGCGGCGUUUCGUCGGAUUCCACAUACGUCGAAUUUCGCCGAUUGCGACUUCGGCCAAGUAUUCUUUAUCACUACAACAUACAACGCACAUUUCGCCGACAUAUUGCGCUUCCCUUCUCUUCUCGUCACACUCUCUCGAUCACACAAAUAACGGCGAACGGCUGCCGUGGAUCGCGGGGGAACGCGAUUCUUACGUCGAAUGAUUAUUUGUCAUGUGAAAUUGUCGUCGCGCUAAUCGCCUGCUCCGGGAAACGUCGAGAAGCGGCACACCGGAUAUCGACCGGAGUUUUUCUUCGCCGAGCUGCACGCAUUAGUCGCAUCAAUCGUUCAUUCGUGGCGGAAAAAAAAAAUUCAUUGAAAUAUUAGUCAUCUGAAAUUUCCACGGUACGACGCGGUUGGACUCUGUUCAACUGGUCCGUUUCCACAUCGCAGUCCAAGCGUCCUCCUGGGCCGUUUGGCGAACGAACGAUACGGAUCUCGUCGAGCCUUACCCCUUCCAUCAGCAGCGCUCGCUAACGGGAUGCCGCAAAACGAUGACGCGACGUCCCAGGAGAGGUCCGGCCUGCCGUUCCUGCAAUUCACUGACAAAGGCAUCCGAGUGAACUUCGCCGGAUACCAUGCUGAAGCUGGUCUCGGCGGUCUCCUCAGGGGUGCUGGAACGGGCGGAGGACUUCACGCAAGCGUGGGCACCCCGUGGGGCGCACACGCAGGAGCUGGACUAGGCGGCCAAGUAAGCGGGGAGGAAGGCACUGUCGGUGGCGGACUGUACGCUCGCGCCGGCCUCGGCAACGGCAGGCCGGAAGCCGCGGCCGGUCUCGGAGGCAGAUUGGACGGCAGCGGACGGUCGGUGAAUCCGAUUGCCGGUGGCAUGUACGCAGGUGCAACACCGGGCGGCGGCCUCGGGACCGGCGUGUUCCUCGGCGGAGGUGUCGGCAAGAACGGCGAUAUCCCAUUUGCAGCCCCGAGCGACGUGUCCUACACCGGUUUUGGCGACAGUCCGCAAGCAGCUGGCGCGACGACGACGGAGAAGACCGAUGCGGCCGCAAGCGCGUCCAGUGAAGCGAAGGCGACGAGGGGCCGCACGAACAUUCAGAUCAUUCCGUCGAGAUCGAGGAAGGAGAAAGAGAAAGUGGCGGUCGAAGCUGCCGCGCUGCCAGCCAACGCAGCCGCAGCGGACAUUAAAGCCGAGCCGAAGAACAACGAGGUACGGCGUGCCGUAAAGUACGCCGCGAUCGUACCUCCUGUGGCGCAGCUCGACGUGGUUGGCUCGAUUUCCGCGGGCGCGGUCGUGCCGGCUGUCACCGCCACGAAAACCGUCGAGAAAAACGUCCUGGUCCCCGCAGUCCCGAUUCCCGCAGCCCCGCUCAUUGUUCCCGUUGCGACUCAGGUCAACGCCAAUGCGGCAGCAAGUGUCGACAAUAAUACAGUUCCCGUUUCAAGAAUCGUGUACCCCCGCUGGUACUUUAGAAAGAGAUUUUGGAACGUACCCAGGAAAACGGUCUACGUUGCCCCGAUAGCGACGGAGAUUCAAAGCGCUUCCAACGUAAGCGGCGACCUGGCCGUCGCUAAUACGGUCGCAGACGGCGGCGUUGCAGUUGUUGCGGGCAAAAGCUACAGCGGCUCGCUAUUCGACGACAUCUUUAACAUUCCAAUUUCCACCUUGGCGGCCGUUAACCAACUGUUGAACAACGUCGGCUAAAACGUCGAGACUUCCCGUCGAAGGCGCAGGGCAAUGCUCCCGAUGGAAGAUGGAUCCAUCCGUGUAUUUUUUUUCUUUUUUACUUUUCUUUUUUUAUAAACCCUGAGGUGUACUUGACGAACGUGUUCGUUCCUUGUCUAACCGCUUUCGGCGGAUAUUUGUACGCAGCCCACGAAUGCCGGACAUGCACGAUGUCUGAUCUUACGAUUCCUCAUACGUGACUAGAUUACCGCUGGUUUCACGUGCAACAGUAUUUCUUUGUCCCAGUCGCGCUCAAGGAGAACACGUUUUAUAUAUAAGAAAUAAAGCCUUAUGUAAAAAACCCCUCUGUGACAUCCAGUAUUUUUUUAUAAUGCGUAUAUGUAUUUCUUUUUUUUUACACAUGCCGCGUAUUAUUUAUCUAUAAUCGAUGGCCUGUCUGGCUGGCGUCGAAUCGUUUGAAACCGUAGAAUAAAAGUCUCACACACACACACACACACAUACAUGUGCAAUACGUUUCGAAUAUUAUUUAAAAACUGGAUUCUCUUAAUGUAGCCCCGAAGGUCUUGAAUAUAUUUUAACAACUCAAAUAUGUAGAUUGUGCGCGCACCCUCCAAACUUCCGACUUCGAGAUGCUGUCGUCAUUAUUCAUUCUGUACGAUAUGUACGUGGUACGAAUGUUACAAGAGGAGAUUUCAAAGGAGAUUUUAUUGCACUGCCAAGAAGGGAGGAAACAUUCGAUUGUUGUCUAGUAGUCGAUCAUAUAUGGCCGCAAACAUGUCCGUCGUUGGAACGUUUAUUGUUAUAAAUGGCAAGCACGUGUUACCCUGCUCUCACAGCGAGUCGUUAAGAGUAAAAAUAGUAUCACGGAAGACAUUAACGAGCACAAUA
Harpegnathos saltator (Jerdon's jumping ant) is the source of this 2628-nucleotide messenger RNA. RefSeq lists its product as uncharacterized. The record is from RefSeq and is a predicted model, not a curated record. Lineage: Eukaryota; Metazoa; Arthropoda; Insecta; Hymenoptera; Formicidae. Bases 580 to 1758 code for a protein of 392 amino acids. The transcript has 8 exons.